GUCACUUCCUCUGAAUUCUCUUAAAUGUUUUUGGAGCCAGCCUCUUAGUCGUUUACACUUUUUUGGGCGUGAUAGGUUUUAAUUUGAACGUGGCUCCCAUCGAAAUGGUCUCAAAUUAAGAUAAAUUAAUACAACUAUCUAUAAGAUGGUCUGUUGCUACGUUAGCUCGCUAAUUAAGCAACAAUUGAAUCACGACACAACAGCUAAUUAGCUAGCGAAUUUAGCUAGCUUUUGCCAAAGCUGCUACGUAGCUAGCGCAACAACACUGCUAAAACUUGGAGACGUUAGUUAGCUACCCAAUCUAGUUUGAUGGAGUGCCCUCAUUUGAACUCCAAUGUUUGCAUUACUAUAGAUUCCUCAAGCUUCCCCCAUGGUUCCCCAUCUUCCUGGUGUUGCAGCGUUUGCAGGUCAAACAAAAGUCCCUGGGUAUGUCUCACCUGUCUCCAUGUGCAUUGUGGGAGGUAUGUGAAUGCUCACGCUAAGCAGCACUAUGAGGACGGUCAGGUGACGGGAGGUGGUGGGCAGAAGAGAUGUGAGGAGGCGGAGAAGAAUGCUCAGCACCUGGUCUGUAUGGACUGUAGCAGCUACAGUCUCUUCUGUUACAGGUGUGAUGACUUUGUAGUGAACGACACCAAGCUAGGACAUGUGCAGAAGGUGAGAGAGCAUCUACGGAGUCUGGAGAACUCUCCGCUGGCUGUUGACAGACGGACCAAGAGGAAACUCCUGGAAAGCAGCUCUCCUACCAGUAAACUGUUGAAGGACAAUGGUGGGGCCUCCGCUCUCUCUGCCAUGGGAUUACGUAACCUAGGCAACACAUGCUUUAUGAACGCCAUCCUGCAGUCUCUCAGCAACAUCCAUCAGUUCAGCUGUUAUUUCAUGGAGCUGCCAGCGGUGGCGCUGCGGAGCGGGAAGACUGCAGGCCGACGGAUGUACCACACCCGCAGCCAGGGGGACACCAGUGUGUCCUUGGUGGAGGAGUUGAGGAAGACCCUGUGUUAUCUGUGGCAGGGUGGCCCAACAGCCUUCAGCCCCGACUCUUUGUUCUACGUUGUCUGGAAAAUCAUGCCCAGCUUCAGGGGGUACCAGCAGCAGGAUGCCCAUGAGUUCAUGCGUUACCUGUUGGACCAUCUCCAUAGAGAACUACAGGGCGGUCUGAACGGAGCCAAGCACCCCGCUCUCCCCGUUCCACCGGAUUCUGUAGCGGGAGACGACCCUCCUCUGUCACCGGACGGGCUCCCGUUACCGCAGGACGAGGGGAAAACCACGGGGGGGAAAUGCUGCAUAAACGGCAGUUCUACCGUGGUCACGUCUAUAUUUGGCGGCGUCCUGCAGAAUGAGGUCAACUGCCUGAUCUGUGGGACUGAGUCUAGAAAGCUUGACCCUUUCCUUGAUCUGUCCCUGGAUAUUCCCAGUCAGUUCAGACACAAGAGAACCAAGGACCAAGAGCCUGGUCCUACCUGCACGUUACGAGACUGCCUGUGUAGCUUCACUGACCUGGAGCAACUGGACCAGACAGAGCUCUAUAUGUGCCACAGGUGUAAGAAGAGACAGAAAUCCACCAAGAAGUUCUGGGUCCAGAAGCUGCCCAAGGUGUUGUGUCUGCACCUGAAGAGGUUCCACUGGACCUCCUACCUGAGGAACAAAGUUACCACCUAUGUCGAGUUCCCUCUACGAGGCCUGGACAUGAGGGGGUAUUUACUACAGCCAGAGGAGGCGUUGCCUGACCGGUGGCUGUAUGACCUGGUAGCUGUGGUGGUGCAUCAUGGGUCAGGGGUUGGAUCGGGACAUUACACAGCGUACGGCAAACGGGAGGGUCGCUGGUACCACUUCAACGACAGCACGGUGACUCUGACCGAGGAGGAGACGGUGGUUAAAGCCAAGGCUUACAUUCUUUUCUACACAGAGAGACCUGACAAAACUACACCUGAGACUGACCGCAGGCUUUAACCUGAACACUGUUCCUGACCCCAGACUGUUCCUGACCCCAGACUGUUCCUGACCCCAGACUGUUCCUGACCCCAGACUGUUCCUGACCCCAGACUGUUCCUGACCCCAGACUGUUCCUGACCCCAGACUGUUCCUGACCCCAGACUGUUCCUGACCCCAGACUGUUCCUGACCCCAGACUGUUCCUGACCCCAGACUGUUCCUGGCCCCAGACUGUUCCUGGCCCCAGACUGUUCCUGGCCCCAGACUGUUCCUGGCCCCAGACUGUUCCUGGCCCCAGACUGUUCCUGGCCCCAGACUGUUCCUGGCCCCAGACUGUUCCUGGCCCCAGACUGUUCCUGAUCCCAGACUGACUACAGACUGUUCCUGACCCCAGACUGUUCCUGACCCCAGACUGACUACAGACUGUUCCUGACCCCAGACUGACUACAGACUGUUCCUGACCCCAGACUGUUCCUGACCCCAGACUGUUCCUGGCCCCAGACUGUUCCUGGCCCCAGACUGUUCCUGGCCCCAGACUGACUACAGACUGUUCCUGGCCCCAGACUGACUACAGACUGUUCCUGACCCCAGACUGACUACAGACUGUUCCUGACCCCAGACUGACUACAGACUGUUCCUGACCCCAGACUGACUACAGACUGUUCCUGACCCCAGACUGACUCCAGACUACAGACUGUUCCUGA
Molecule: messenger RNA, 2632 nt
Organism: Salvelinus fontinalis (brook trout)
Lineage: Eukaryota; Metazoa; Chordata; Actinopteri; Salmoniformes; Salmonidae
Gene: usp3
Product: ubiquitin specific peptidase 3
Exons: 14
Coding region: 310-1947 (545 amino acids)
Biological process (GO): protein deubiquitination
Cellular component (GO): cytoplasm
Molecular function (GO): cysteine-type deubiquitinase activity; zinc ion binding
Source: RefSeq, a predicted model, not a curated record